UUACGGGCCUGGCAGCAGCAUGAGGAGGCGGUACAGGGGCCCAUGGCAGAGUGGCGGAGCCCGUCAGACAGCGUGAGCAGGACGACAGAGGCACAUGGCGCAGGUGGCGGUGGAGGCAGCAGCAAUGGAAGGCCAUACAGCACCCUAAUCACAAAAUGGAACCCACCAACAUGUAAGGAGACCCUGAAAGUGGCACAUGGCAGGCAGGUGGCGGUGGAGGCAGCAGUAUUCGGAAGCCAUACACAGGCCUAGUUAAAAAGCGGAAGCCGUCAGCAGCGUGAGCAGACGACAGAGACACAUGGCGCAGGUGGCGGUGGAGGCAGCAGUAUUCGAAGCCAUACACAGGCCUAGGUUAAAAAAGCGGAAGCCGUCAGCAGCGUGAGCAGACGACAGAGACACAUGGCGCAGGGUGCGGUGGAUGCAGCAGUA
Staurois parvus is the source of this 429-nucleotide messenger RNA. The record is from the annotation of a GenBank genome assembly. NCBI's taxonomy places the organism in Eukaryota, Metazoa, Chordata, Amphibia, Anura, Ranidae.